This is a messenger RNA of Trypanosoma cruzi, 1327 nucleotides long. Its product is annotated as ATP-dependent DEAD/H RNA helicase, putative. Lineage: Eukaryota; Euglenozoa; Kinetoplastea; Trypanosomatida; Trypanosomatidae. Gene Ontology annotation, biological process: mRNA splicing, via spliceosome. The transcript has a single exon. The record is from RefSeq and is a predicted model, not a curated record. The annotation marks the transcript as partial. Gene Ontology annotation, molecular function: nucleic acid binding; ATP binding. Gene Ontology annotation, cellular component: nucleus.
AUGCGUAGACCGAUUCUUUUUUCUUUCCGCCGUGCCUCUGGCUGCGUCACUGCCCGCAUGUUGUAUCUUCGGUCCGCGUGUCUCCAGCAACUCCGUUUUGGGCACACGCUGCCACCAGGUUUGAACGACGCCGCCCGUAGCGCUGCUUUGGCAUCUGAAACAAAAGCGACAAAGGGAGAGGCGAGUCAAAGCCCCUCGCUUGUGGCCAAAAGCGUUGGAAGGGCAUCUGGUGUUGCAUGUUCUGCAGCCCACGAAGACGGAACGUUUGGCAGUCUCCGACUUAGCAGCAGCGGCCCUUCUGGUCUUAUCGAGGAGGCUACGAUGGAAGGUGCACGUGAUGAAGUGAUGGCGCCGAGUCACGCGGGCGAUUGUGCCGGAGACUCUGCAGAGGCCAAAAAAAUGAUUCUGGAGGAGGGGGCGGAACAGGCAGGUGGGAAGAACGUGAAUGGCACAUCUCACGCCGAUGAAAAGGAGAGUGAGGUACGUGUUUUUGUACGGGAUCACAUGCGCAAAAUUGUCAAUGUGAAACGUCUUCAUUCCUUUGCGCAGCUGAGGAACAAGCUGCCGCGGUGGUUGUUCUAUGGUAUCCAGCAGUCGGGGUACAUAAAACCAACUCUUGUACAGUCGGUGGCCAUUCCGCUUUUUAUGGAAAGGCGAGAUGUCGUGGGUAUCGCCCCAACGGGGAGUGGCAAGACGGUGGCAUUUGCACUGCCAGCCCUUGCUGCCCUGCCGCCACCUGAUAGCCGUGGAAAUCACGAGAGCAAUCGUGGGAAUGCGGACAAUCCCGUGGUUGUGAGCCCCAACGUGUUGGUUCUAUGCCCCACGCGGGAACUGGUGCAGCAAACGCGGAAUGUUAUCUCCCAACUGGCAGGGAAUGCUGUGCGUGUGAAGGGGGCCUUCGGCGGACAGGGUCGGGAGCAGCAGAUGGAGCAACUGCGGCGAUGGGGUGGCUGCGAUGUCCUUGUCUCUACUCCAGGGCGCCUCUGCGACUUUGUGGAGGCCGAUGUUGUGAGUCUAGAGCAUGUCGGCUUUCUUAUCCUGGACGAGGCAGACCGCAUGUUGGAGCUUGGCUUCGCCCCACAGUUGGAAUUCAUCAUGUCAACUAUCCGAAAAUUCAAGCGGCCACGGCAAACGACAAUGUGGACUGCAACGUGGAACGCCACGGUUGGUAGUUUGGCCUCGCGUUUUUUAAAGCCAGAGCGCGUGUUUUUUGAGGUGGAUCGUGAGCAUAAAAUGAACACCGACAUCACACAGAACUUGUAUCCUCUUAAAGAUCCCUCGCAGCGCAUCCACGCCAUUGUGAAACUGUACGAGAAUGCCAUCAUCU